UUGUUUUAACUUUUUUUUUAAUCAAUUCGUUGAAUAUUGUAUUUUAUAAAUAGACUGCAGCAUUUUUUUUAUAGAAACUCUAGUAAAUUACAUGUUAUUUUGUUGUCUGUUUUUUCUGAAUCAUGGUGGGAGAACAGUGAUAUCUAUUUUAAAAAUAAAAUAUUGAUACAAUAAAGUUAAUAUAAAUAUGGAAAAUAAUACUUCUUUCUAAAGAAUUUGUGAACUAUAUUUGCUCGGUGUUUUGAGUUUUAGCAUUUUGAGUUUAUGUAUGAAAGUAUUUUUUGCAUCAAUAUAGCAAAACAAACUUUUUACUCUUAAUUUUAUUUAUUUUUUUUUAAAUCAGUAAAUCUGUAAAUAUUGUCUUAAAUAAAGUCUGAUGAUGCAAAUUGUAAUUUGUGGCCCUUCACAUUUGAUGUAGUUUAAAUGCGGCCCGCUUGGCCUCUGAACUUGAGCACCUCUACAAACACCGAUCGGUCUGCACGGCGCUGCUUCAAGUCGAACACACACCUGUUUUUCUGACUUCUCUAGUGGAACGAGACCCACUUGUAUGUGAUGUUAUUCCCAGCCUCCACAUCUGACUUCCGAGACAUGGCAUCAGAACCCAUUGAACUGGCAGCCCUAGGAAGACCUCUGUUUCCUGGUAUGCUGUAUGACUGCCGCAGUGAUUCCUUCAUUCCAGGUGUUACUCUGUGGGAUAAGAAAUCGCUGAGGGAAGAUUUGGACAGUCGUCCGCAGCCCAUGACAGAUGUGAAGUUCAGUAGCUCUGACUCUCUCUCUAGUAAGUCCAGUCUUCUAGAUGUAAGCGCUUCCCUGAAGGCCAGCUUUUUGGGGGGGCUGGUGGUGGUGAGAGGAUCUGCCAGGUACCUGCGUAACACCAAAUCCUCCAACCAACAGUCCAGAGUAACAAUGGAUUACAGCGAAAACUCAAGAUUCGAUCAACUCACUAUGACUCAGCUGGGCAAGAUCACCUACCCUGAGGUGUUUGAGAAGAAAACUGCAACUCAUGUGGUCACGGCUGUGCUGUACGGAGCGCAAGCCUUCAUGGUAUUUGAACGCUCAUUUGCAGAAGAUGAAAACAAGCAGGACAUUGAGGGAGAACUGAAUGUCAUGGUCAAGAAGAUCCCUGGAUUUUCCAUUGAGGGAGAAGGAGCUGUAAAAAUGACAGAUGAAGAUAAUAAAAAGGCUGAGAAUAUCACCUGCACAUUUCACGGUGACUUCCAUCUUGAGCAGAAUCCCACCACGUACCUGGAGGCACUAGAGGUGUACAAGAACCUCCCCAAACAGCUGAAGGCCAAUCCACAGAAUGCAGUGCCAAUAAAAGUCUGGCUCUAUCCUCUAUCUUUACUGGAUACAAACGCAGCUCGGUUGGUGAGAGAAAUCAGCACACGUUUGAUUUCCAACACUGAAGAUAUGAUGGAGGACCUGGCGGAGGUAGAGAGGACAUGCAAUGACCUGUCCAGUAGAACAGAGGAAAAUGUUUUCAGUGACAUUAAAGCAAGGUUGCACUCAUUUCAGGAUUCAUUUAUCAAUUACAAGAUGGUGCUCCAGAAAGCAUUGGCCAGGGUCUUGCCUGCCAUUCGAGGAGGAGGUAUGGAGGAACAAUCCCUGGAAAACAUCCUGAAGAUACACAGCAGCUCCCCUUUUAAAGCUGACUUGCUUAACCAAUGGUUAGAUGAUGCAAAGUCUGAGCUUUACUUAUUGAAUAAUCACAGCAAGACGCUGAAUGAGAUCAACACUGAAGAUUCAGACAGGCUCAACGGCAUCCUUCUUGAUCCAGAUAUUCAUGUCAUAGUGUGCUUGACCUUCACAUCUCUAAAAUAUAAUGACCCAUAUCUUUCAACCCUGAAAGAGUUUCAAAAAUCUGACAAGUUUAAAGAGCUAGAUGAAAAAAUAAACUUGCCUUCUGUGACAUCAAACAUCAGAAAGUGGUUCAAAGAUCCUGAAGUCAUUGCAAAGAUGAGAGAGAACUUAUUGGUCUUCAAGAAAUUUUCAGAGGCCAAUAAAAAUGAGAAGAAUAUCCGAUUCAUUAUUUCUGCCAUCUCCAAUCCCUCCAUUCCAGGCUCCUCCAUCUAUCUGUAUGAAAAUGGGAAACUGACAGACACAAAGUUCCAGCCCAUGUCCAAGCCGCCCACACCAACAGUAAAGAAUGUCCUGGAACAUACUGUGUCCCUGAAACUGCAGAAGUCCCCAACUGGACAAACAGUGAAGUACAGAGUGGAGUACCAGCAGGUGAAUGCAGAUUCUGGAGCUGAGGAACGGUGGCUUGUCAUAGACGCAGCUUAUGAAGACUUCAAGCUGACUGGAUUGGAGCCUGGAAAGCAGUACCUGAUCCGCUACAGGAUAGUGGGUAAAGUGGGAGUCAGUGAAGCCAGUGAUACUGUCAGCCCAGAGACACUCUCUUCAUUGAUUGUCGAUGACAACUCUACAUUGAGAGCGGAUUUCAUUCAGGAGCUUCUUCCAUCUGCGGAGCGAACGGCUCUCCUUUAUCACCUGGCUUUCCUGAGUCUGGGAGGAUUCCCAAAGCUGGAGCGUCUGAUCAGAGAUCAAGCUAUUGAAACACAACUGCUGUUCAGAUCCUCUGAAGCCCUUCUGCUGAAGUGUGUCGGCACGAUUUCCAACCUGCUCACCUCCCUGUUUCCAAUACUGAAACAAGCUGUGGAGAAGAACAAACCUGUUUUGGCGGUGAGGUACCUGAUGGAAGCCAAAGAGUUGAUCAAAGACAUCGUAGCACAAGUGGAUGACACAGUGAAGAGGUAUGAUCAACACAGAAAAAGUGUGCAAACAUGCACCAGUGACGUGUAUCGAGAACAAAAAGAGACUGAAGAAAAAAAAGCGGAAAAAUCUAAUGAGAUGAAGGGUGAGAUCCCUGAUCCUGAGCAUCUGAAGGAAGUCCAGGUGUGUCUUUCUCAGAUCCAACAAAUUCUGAUUACUCUUGAAAUGUUUUGGGAGAAGGUGGAUUCUAUUCUGAACAUGCUGAAAGAAAAAACCUUUGCUGGGGAGGAACUCGUUGACAUGGAGGACAUGAAGGAUGAGUUUCUGAGCUCCAUUGACGAUGCAGGAAAGCACUGGGAGAUAUUUGGUUUGUGCUGUCAGAGAGUUCAAGGUGCCUUCAGCGUUCAGUCUAAAGAUGCAUAUAAAUUCCUGGAGAUCAAUCCGUCUUCGCUCUCUGAGGAGGAGAGGAAAAGGCAGUAUGUGUCUAUCACGGAGAAGCUGAAGAAAAUCAAUCCAGAUCCGCCAGCACUGUGUGACACCCAGAACUGAUGCUUCCUGAAUGCUGCUUACACAAAUCAAUGCAUACAGCUUCUCUUGUCAUUUUCAUAAUGCUUUGUAAUCUUUACAACUGCUCUUGAACAUGUUCAAUUACAGUUCUGCAUAUACAUGUUCUUUAAGUUGAUGUUAACCAUAAACUGAUCUAAAUAAUAUUCCUAUCUCUUUCAAAAUCGCUUUGCAUUUUUAUUAUGCUACAUACAGAUCUUGUGGUCUGGUCACAUGAUUAAUGUCUAUGUCACACAAUAAAGAAAAAAGACAUGAAACACUUCAAUGUAGCCAAAUCCUUAAAAAAGCCAUUUCUAAUGCUUCGGUGUACAAUAGUUCUGCUUCCAUCCAUAAAUCAUGUUAAUAGCGGAGACAAUAUAUGUUGAUACCUUCUCUAGAACACAAAAGAAAAUGAAAAUGCAGAAGAAAUUGUGGAAUUAUUUUUAACUGUAAUGCAAUAUAAACAUAACCCUUGUCUAAACGAAUUUACUACAUUUAGUGUUAAUCAGAAAGUUAAAGCCAUUUUGUAAUAAACCAAGAAUUAUUUGGAGAUGCAAGGAAAUGCAGUGAAAGCACAUUUGAAGUACUGUAUUACAUACCGAUUUAAAAAAAAAAAAAAAAAAAUGUAUAGGCUGAAUGCACUGUAAGUCGCUUUGGAUAAAAGCGUCUGCUAAAUGCAUGAAUGAAUGUAAAUGUAGCUCACAUGCUAUGCUAAUUAGGCUCUGUGGUGUUACGAACCAAUUAGUGUUGAAGACGCCACAAAUGAUGGUUUAUAAAAAAUAGUAAAAAAAAAACAAACAAUUAAAAUCAUUUGAAUGCAAAACUAGGAGCAUGAAGUUUGUUUAUUGUCUAUCAGCUAAUGAGAUUAAGAAAUACAACUGAAUAAUAUUCUCCAUAAUAGCCCUGUCAAGGCUGUAGGCUGUCCUGAAUAUUUGUGUGUAGCCUACUUGUGUGUGUGUGUGUGUGUGUGUGUGUGUGUGUGUGAAUUUUGCAGUGGUAAAUUCAUUAUUUUAAGAGUUCAACCUUAAAUAAUUGACCAGUUUAACAGUAUUAGCUCUCUAUCAUCCAGUUCCAGCUCCAAGUUACCUAUAAUAGAUUAUUAGUAUUAUAUAUUAAUAUUACUAUUAAUUCUGCAAUACCUGUGCCAGCUUCAAUUAUAUUGUAUCAAGAUUGAUGCUUGAUAGUGAACUGUUCCAAACUCACAAUUACUGUAAUAAAGAUAAGAUUAAACAUUCAAAUACAAAAAUAUUAUACUAUAUUAUUAAGUUGGCUUGAGAAAGCCAACUUACUGAAAUGCUAUUUAAACUUAUUAGUGGUGCUUGCCAAAGGCAAGGCAUCACUAUUAUUCUCUUGCAUACUUAUUAAGUUGGCUUGAGAAAGCCAACUUACUGAUAUUGUACUUAAACUUCUUAUUAUUCUUUUUCUGAGACUAAAAUUUCUGACUGCUACUCCUCCUAGAGCUUUAACUCUACAAACUCCAAACUCAGCCCAAGUCUUGAGACUGAUCUGACUUAGCGUGCUAUAUCUUUUCUAACUAAUCCGACUUACGGUUUUCAUAAAAAUAAAGAUUAAAUAUCAUAAAAAAUCCCAUAGACUUACAUUGAAUAGUCUUGGCUCAUCUGAACAUUCCGUCAAACUCCAACUGUCAAAAUUUAAAUCUAAACACACUGAAGCCCAUUAGACUCAAUCAGACUUCCCUUCUAUGUACUAUUUCUAACCCAAUCAAACUCAUCUAUCUCUAUCUAUCUAUCUAUCUAUCUAUCUAUCUAUCAGACUUCCCUUCUAUGUACUAUUUCUAACCCAAUCAAACUCAUCUAUCUAUCUAUCUAUCUAUCUAAAGGACAUUCACUCUCCAUUCAUUCUUUAUCUAACACACACGCACGCACACACACACACACACACACACACACACACACACACACACACACACAAACAAACAUACCUUCCCUAUUUAACACACACAAACACACGCACACAAGAAAUAAACAGAAAAUGUGAAGAUUGAAAGAGUAAUUGUAAAACAUUUAUAAAUUUUUAAUCAUACAAAUCAUAUAUCUUUUUUUGUUGUUUACUUCUCAUCUAUACAUUAAUGCUGUGUUUUGGGAGAUAUGAAGUACUUUUGUACCUGUUUACCACAAAAAUCCUCAACUACACCAUUAGCUUGCAUGUGAAAUAUUACAUUUUUAUGAGUAAAUCUCUUAAAUGAUGAUCUAAAUUUAAUUUAAACUGUUUCUGGAUAUUGAUCUAGGUGUUAGGUGUACAAUACUGCCAUCUGGUGGUUAGAGAAAAACUUGUAGAAAUCACAGUUUUUGAAAGAAUAGUGUAAUGACCAUAUAUAUCCAGCAGAGGCCCAUAGAGAGCCAUUCAUUUUUCUGGAAGUGGUCAACUGCUCCUCUCACAACUUUUCUGAUAUAUAUUUGGUAAUUAUAUAUUUAAACAUUAUAAAAUACACAACUUUUCAUGAUAUAUAUAUUUUGUAAUUAUAUAUUUAAACAUUAUAAAAUACAUUAAAAACAGUAUAAGUGCUCGCUUUUGCAAUAAUGCCACAUAAAUUUGCAGAAAUGCCACACAAGUUGUCACUGAAACUUGAUUGCAGGUACAUAUUUAUUUCAAUCCAAAAAGUAAAAUAAAUGUUUUUUUUUUUUUUGACAAAUGUAAAUAAAAUCACAAUGAAAAAAAAAAACUAAACUAAAAAACAACUGCAAUAAGCAGAUAUGAAUGGCGGGUAUGUGUGUAAGAGAGUGUGUGUGUACGUACGUGAGUGAGUAUGCUCGUUCCACAUUGCAUUUGUGCUCUAGUAUCAGGCUUUAAUUUUGUUGUGUGGACAUUUUCAGAUUUAUGCAGAAUUUAUUGAUUUUAUUUGCCAAUUUCUAUAAAAAUGCUCUUUGUUGCAGUCACACAUGUGUGUUUUUGUAUGUGUGUGCGCGUCUUUUCUACAUUGCAUUUGUGAUCUAGUACCAGGCCUUCAUUUCUGUGUGAAAAUUUUCAGACCUAUGCUGGAUUUAUUAUUAUUUUUUGACAAAUUAAAAAAAAUAUAUAUACA
Molecule: messenger RNA, 6298 nt
Organism: Onychostoma macrolepis
Lineage: Eukaryota; Metazoa; Chordata; Actinopteri; Cypriniformes; Cyprinidae
Product: stonustoxin subunit alpha-like
Exons: 8
Coding region: 553-3261 (902 amino acids)
Molecular function (GO): protein binding
Source: RefSeq, a predicted model, not a curated record